AGGAAGCGGAAGUGCAGGGGUGGCUGGCAACUGGGUUACUGCUUUGAGAAACCGGCUUGUGAGCCGCGGCGGGAAAGGCGCGUGUCGGUUUCUCACUGGCGCAGCCUCCACCGCGGUCGUCGCUGUCCCGCCCUGCCCGGGCGUCGUUGCUAGCACCGGAGUGGACGAAGCGCGGCCCGGGCAUGGGCAGCCGGGGGGAUGCGAACGCCGCGGGUGCCUCGGCUGCGCGUUGGGUGACAGGGUUUUGUUACAACAUGGGACUUCUGAUUGUGCUGGCUUCACUGUGCCUGUUUUCUUUGGUAGAGGCCAACUCAAAAGCCAUUACAACCUCUCUUACCACAAAGUGGUUUUCUGCUCCACUGCUAUUGGAAGCCAGUGAGUUCUUAGCAGAAGACAGUCAAGAGAAAUUUUGGAGUUUUGUAGAAGCCAGUCAAAAUAUUGGAUCAUCAGAUCAUCACGAUUCUGAACAUUCCUAUUACAAUGCGAUAUUGGAAGCCGCGUUUCAGUUUCUGUCACCUUUACAGCAGAAUUUGUUGAAAUUUUGUCUCUCUCUCCGUUCCUACUCAGCCUCAAUUCAAGCCUUCCAGCAGAUUGCAGUUGAUGAACCUCCACCAGAAGGAUGUAAGUCAUUUUUUUCAGUACAUGGGCAGCAGACCUGUGAUUUUGAUUCUCUGGAAACCCUUGUACUAACUGCACCUGACAGAAUCCCAGGAAGGAGCCAGUUUACCUUUCUGGCUAUGGUGUAGAAUUGGCAAUUAAGAGCACGGAGUACAAGGCCAAGGAUGAUACUCAGGUGAAAGGAACUGAUGUGAAUACCACAGUCAUUGGUGAAAAUGAUCCUAUUGAUGAGGUUCAGGGGUUUCUUUUUGGAAAAUUACGAGAAUUGUACCCCAACUUGGAAGGACAACUGAAAGAAUUCCGAAAGCAUCUUGUGGAGAGCACCAAUGAAAUGGCACCCUUGAAAGUUUGGCAGCUGCAAGAUCUCAGUUUCCAGACUGCUGCCCGCAUCCUGGCUGCCCCUGUGGAGUUAGCUUUGGUGGUGAUGAAAGAUAUUAGUCAGAAUUUUCCUACCAAAGCCAGAGCAAUAACCAAAACAGCUGUGAGCUCACAACUUAGAACGGAAGUGGAAGAGAACCAGAAGUAUUUCAAGGGAACUAUAGGAUUGCAGCCUGGAGAUUCAGCUCUCUUCAUCAACGGACUUCAUAUUGAUUUAGAUACCCAGGAUAUAUUCAGUCUGUUUGACACAUUGAGGAAUGAAGCCCGGGUAAUGGAGGGGCUGCACAGACUAGGAAUAGAAGGCCUUUCUCUGCAUAAUAUUUUGAAGCUCAACAUCCAGCCCUCUGAGACUGACUAUGCAGUAGACAUCAGGAGUCCUGCUAUUUCAUGGGUCAACAACCUAGAGGUUGAUAGCCGAUAUAAUUCAUGGCCGUCUAGUUUACAAGAGUUACUUCGACCCACCUUUCCUGGAGUUAUACGGCAGAUCAGGAAAAACUUGCAUAACAUGGUUUUUAUUGUUGAUCCUGUACACGAGACCACAGCUGAGUUGAUUAGCAUAGCUGAGAUGUUCCUCAGCAAUCACAUACCAUUAAGGAUUGGCUUUAUCUUUGUGGUCAAUGACUCGGAAGAUGUUGAUGGCUUGCAAGAUGCUGGAGUCGCUGUUCUGAGAGCAUAUAAUUAUGUUGUCCAAGAAGUGGAUGGUUAUCACGCCUUCCAGACUCUCACACACAUCUAUAACAAGGUGAGGACUGGAGAAAAAGUGAAAGUUGAGCAUGUGGUCAGUAUCUUGGAGAAGAAAUACCCAUAUGUCGAAGUGAAUAGCAUUCUGGGGAUUGAUUCUGCUUAUGAUCAGAACCGGAAGGAUGCGAGAGGUUACUAUGAGCAGACUGGUGUUGGACCCCUGCCUGUUGUCUUGUUCAAUGGCAUGCCCUUUGAAAAGGAACAGUUAGAUCCUGAUGAGUUGGAAACCAUUACAAUGCACAAGAUCUUGGAGACCACCUCCUUCUUCCAAAGGGCGGUAUAUUUGGGUGAACUGCCGCAUGAUCAAGAUGUGGUAGAAUAUAUCAUGAAUCAGCCAAACGUUGUUCCAAGAAUCAAUUCUAGGAUUUUGACAGCUAAGCGAGAGUAUCUGGAUCUGACAGCAAGCAAUAACUUCUUUGUGGAUGAUUUUGCCAGAUUUUCUUCCUUGGACUCUAGGGGCAAGACUGCUGCCAUAGCCAACAGUAUGAACUAUCUAACAAAAAAAGGAAUGUCCUCCAAGGAAAUCUAUGAUGAUUCCUUUAUUAGGCCAGUGACUUUUUGGAUUGUUGGGGAUUUUGAUAGCCCAUCUGGACGGCAGUUAUUAUAUGAUGCCAUUAAACAUCAGAAAACCAGUAACAAUGUUAGGAUAAGUAUGAUCAAUAAUCCCAGCCAAGAGAUAAGUUACUCGAACACUCCAAUCUUCAGAGCCAUCUGGGCAGCUCUCCAAACACAGACUUCCAACUCAGCUAAGAACUUCAUCACCAAAAUGGCCAAAGAGGAGACAGCAGAGGCCCUGGCCGCAGGAGUGGACAUCGGGGAAUUCUCUGUUGGGGGCAUGGAUGUCAGUCUUUUUAAAGAGGCCUUUGAGUCUUCCAAAAUGGAUUCCAUUUUGUCUCAUGCGCUGUACUGCAGGGAUGUCCUGAAGCUGAAGAAGGGACAGAGAGUGGUGAUCAGCAAUGGACGGAUCAUUGGGCCGCUGGAGGAGAGUGAGCUCUUUAACCAAGACGAUUUCCACCUCCUAGAAAAUAUCAUCUUGAAAACAUCUGGACAGAAAAUAAAAUCUCAUAUCCAACAGCUUCAAGUAGAAGAAGACGUGGCAAGUGACUUGGUAAUGAAGGUGGAUUCUCUCCUGUCAGCACAACCCAAAGGAGAGGCAAGAAUUGACUACCAGUUCUUUGAAGACAAACACAGUGCAAUUAAACUGAAGCCCAAUGAAGGGGACACAUACUAUGAUGUGGUGGCUGUUGUUGAUCCUGUCACAAGAGAAGCACAGAGACUCGCCCCCUUGCUCUUGGUCUUGACUCAGCUGAUAAACAUGAAUCUAAGAGUAUUUAUGAAUUGCCAAUCUAAGCUUUCUGACAUGCCUUUAAAAAGCUUUUAUCGUUAUGUCUUAGAACCAGAGAUUUCUUUUACCGCAGACAACAGCUUUGCGAAGGGACCAAUAGCAAAGUUUCUGGAUAUGCCACAGUCUCCCCUGUUCACUUUGAAUUUGAACACACCUGAGAGUUGGAUGGUAGAAUCUGUCAGAACACCGUAUGAUCUUGAUAAUAUUUAUCUAGAAGAGGUGGACAAUGUAGUGACUGCUGAGUAUGAACUGGAAUACCUGUUAUUAGAAGGUCAUUGCUAUGACAUCACCACAGGCCAGCCCCCUCGAGGACUACAGUUCACUUUAGGAACUUCAGCCAACCCAACAAUUGUGGACACGAUUGUGAUGGCCAAUCUGGGAUAUUUUCAGCUUAAAGCCAACCCGGGAGCCUGGAUUCUCAGACUGAGGAAGGGGCGCUCUGAUGAUAUUUAUAGAAUCUACAGCCAUGAUGGCACAGAUUCUCCUCCUGAUGCAAAUGAAGUUGUUGUCAUCCUCAAUAACUUCAAAAGCAAGAUCAUCAAAGUGAAGGUUCAGAAGAAAGCAGACAUGGUUAAUGAAGACUUGUUGAGUGAUGGAACAAAUGAGAACGAAUCCGGAUUUUGGGAUUCAUUCAAAUGGGGCUUUUCAGGACAGAAGACUGAGGAAGUGAAGCAAGAAAAAGAUGACAUAAUCAAUAUUUUCUCUGUUGCAUCUGGUCAUCUCUAUGAAAGAUUUCUUCGCAUAAUGAUGCUCUCAGUGCUGAAGAAUACCAAAACUCCUGUGAAAUUCUGGUUCUUGAAGAAUUAUUUGUCCCCCACAUUUAAGGAGUUUAUACCUUACAUGGCCAGCAAAUACAACUUCCAGUAUGAGCUUGUUCAGUACAAAUGGCCGCGGUGGCUUCAUCAGCAGACAGAGAAGCAGCGGAUCAUCUGGGGCUACAAAAUCCUCUUCCUGGACGUGCUUUUCCCGCUGGUGGUUGACAAGUUCCUGUUUGUAGAUGCUGAUCAGAUUGUACGAACAGAUCUGAAAGAAUUAAGGGAUUUCAAUCUGGAUGGUGCCCCGUAUGGUUACACUCCUUUCUGUGAUAGCAGAAGAGAAAUGGAUGGCUACCGGUUCUGGAAGUCAGGAUACUGGGCCAGUCAUUUGGCUGGACGCAAAUAUCAUAUCAGUGCACUAUAUGUCGUGGAUCUGAAGAAAUUUAGGAAAAUAGCUGCUGGUGACAGACUCAGGGGACAGUACCAAGGUCUGAGUCAGGAUCCCAACAGUCUUUCAAAUCUUGAUCAAGAUUUGCCCAAUAACAUGAUCCAUCAGGUGCCCAUCAAAUCCCUCCCUCAGGAGUGGCUGUGGUGUGAGACGUGGUGCGAUGAUGCUUCUAAGAAGCGGGCAAAGACCAUCGACUUGUGUAAUAAUCCCAUGACUAAAGAGCCCAAACUGGAAGCUGCUGUGCGAAUCGUCCCCGAGUGGCAAGACUAUGAUCAGGAGAUCAAGCAGCUGCAGAUCCUCUUCCAAAAGGAGAAGGAACAAGAGAGGACACAGAGACCUCAGAAACAUGAAGAAUUAUGAUCUUUGGAGGAAGAUAGGAAAUCCGACCAUCUGACAGUUUUUGUACUAAAUGCUAGGGUUUUUUUUUUUUUUUUUUUUCUGAUCUGUCGAUACAACUGCUGAUAAACUGAUUAGGCAGGUGUACCACACCUAUUGAUUUAGACUACUGCACCCUAGUGGGUGCUGGAUCUUUGGGGCUAAGGCUCUGUUGGAUUUGUACCUCAGAGGAAGACACAUGGCUGAUCUUCUGGGACUCCCUUCACACCAGAGGGAGAAAUGGUGGCAGCAAUUGAAAGAAACUGAGUCUUUGGUGCCCACAUCCAAGAGCACACAUUGCUGCCCUGGCUCAGAAGCUGGCCAGAAAAGCCACCAUGUCCUUCCUUACCUCAGUUUACCUGCAGCCCUCGCUGCACGGCAGAUGCCCACCCUGCACAGGUCAGGCCGGCAGAUGCUUCAUCCAAGGUCCAUGCCUCAAGGUCUAUGCCAGCAUGCUUCUCACAUCUCCUGCCCCACGGUCUCUUCCCAAGCAUUAGGCUCAUUGUUGAAUUGAGCCCAACCGAUAAUCAUGUGUCUUCAGGGUUGGCUCAGUUGCUAAGAAAUCAGUCUUCAGGAGAACUGGGGUGGCUUGGGUGAGGGUUGGGGAAAUGAUGGGCAGAGGAAGAGUUUUGUGGUGUUCAAAGGUAGAAGACAAAAAAAUUGGCCAUUCUCUUUCAGUCCAUUGUGGCUUAAUUUAAAGGAAGCUUUAUUCUAUUCACAGUGAACUUUCUAGGUGAUUGUUUUGUAAACAAUUUUUAUAUUUAUGAAAAUGUUUGCUUUUUCUUCCUACUUUCUAAAAAACUAUUGGUAUAAGUUUCCUGGCUGGGCACAGAUGUACUGAGUCCCUCAGUGAUCCAUCUCAGUGUACUCAGCCUCCAUCUGGAUGGCCACCAUCCUGUCUGCCCCUCAGACCGUGUCCUUGGACUUUUCUUUCCCAGAUGCUCUCAGACCUAUGGAACUCGGUUUCCUAUAUUGUCUUUUCCCCUUUUAUUUGGCUCUGUGGGUUGCCUUUGGCUUUUAAGACAUGCCCAAGGCCUGGUCCAGUUUUAAGGGUUUCUCUGUGUAGCUUUGGAGCCUAUCCUGUGUGAAGCAGCAGCUGUGAUUGCUUUGUGUGUCCAUGGCCACAGCCCAGCCUCACCUGAUCAGGAGCAUCCUGGGCUGGGGAGCCUGUGAUGUGGUGUUAACCUGGCUGCACGGGUGUGUGGUAUCGUCUCUGCCCAGGAAUCAGGGAUCUGCAGCAGAGAGUUAGAGCAUUGCUGGAUACUGGCCUGCCUUCUAGCUCACGGGAGCUGUUCUUCCCUCUUUAACCUGCCUUUAAAAAAUAAGAAGGGAGCUGGUGUGUGGUUCAGUGGCAGACAAAGUGCUUGUCUAGCAAGCUCAAGGCCCUGUGUUCCAUCCCAGGACUGCACCCCCACUCCCACCCCAAAUAAAAGAGUAAAUAUGAAGAGUGAACACACACUGAUAAGUCCCUGCACAUCUGAGCGAGGCAAUACAUGUGUUCCAAGGAAGAAGAAUCUUCAGUAGCCAUAGUUGGGUUUUGAAUGGGCAGUUAUUAAGUAAUAAAUAGUGAAAGAUGCAAAACAUCAUCGAUUGGGAACUCACAUGACCAGCAGAAACCCCUUACCUCAGCCACCAGCUGGAGCUCCCCACUUAGUGUCCUAGGCAGAGCAGAGUGAUCCCUCAGGUAAGGCUUCCAAGUAAAAGAACAAAGAGCAAACCUAAAGUACCAUCGUCAGAUUCGGUGCUCAGAACAUCCUGCAGAAACCAGCGGGGGAUGCUGAAGCAGGCAGCUGGAGUUCCCUUUCUCCAGGCUGAGCUUGCAGGUCCCUUUCCCACUGCGGGCACUUUGGUAGCAGGGCUAGGCUGAUUCCUCCGACCUUGGGAAGGAUCUGGGAAUGAGUGACUUCCCAGCUAUGUUCCAGGAUGUCAUAUUUUGACUCAUCCCCAGACAAAGGGCCUUGGAGGACACUUUGAGAUAAACAUGUUCCAUAGCCAGCUUCCUAGCUCGCAUAUGACAUCAACACACUCUACAUUGCAACAAGAAUUUUGGUUUUGGUUUUGGGUUUUUGGUUUUUUCGAGACAGGGUUUCUCUGUGUAGCUUUGGAGCCUAUCCUGGCACUCGCUCUGGAGACCAGGCUUGCCUCGAACUCACAGAGAUCCGCCUGCCUCUGCCUCCUGAGUGCUGGGAUUAAAGACGUGUGCCACCAACGCCCGGCUUGCAACAAGAAUUUUUAAAAUAAAGAUUUCACCACACAUAUGUCAAGUAAUUGAUUUUUCCCCCCUAUUUUCAAAUCCAAGAGUUAACUUAGAGCCAGCCUUUGUUUAGGCUUUAUGUCCACAUUGUAUUACGUUCAGGGAUGCCACUGCUGCUGUCCUCAACUGUAGGUAGAAACACGGUGUUCCCAGUGUAGUGGGAGCCUGUAAGAGCCAGAAAUAGUCAGGUCACAGGGAUGUGCUUUUAAAUGUGGGCCCCAAUGGCCACUUCCCUUCUUUGUACCAAGUCAUUUACACUUCCUCUAUGGGAAAGCAAGGUGCAGAGUGUCCUCUGUGGUCCUUCAGUCCUUCUUGUGUCACCACCCCGACAUAGUCAUAUUAAUAGUUGAUGCUGGAUAGGCCAGGCAGGCACAGCUUUCGUCUAAAGUUGUCCAGGCCUUCCUCUGUCAGCUUCUUCCUUGCUUCCUGUGGACUAACCAUCUCUACAAAUUAGGCAAAUGCCCUAGGAAGGGUGUGCCUGUUGGUCUCAUCUGAUAUCUCCACCGUGAAAAGGCAUACUGUGACUGAAACGACUUUCGAAGAAGCAGGAAAUAACUGAUCACAUGGGUGGUCCAAGCUUCUGGAAAGUUUGUUUUUGUUCUUGGUGUGCAUGUAUAUAUAAUUUUUUUCUUGUCAUGUAGUAGUAGUAGUAGAAAGUUUCCUUUCUGAAUCAGUAGGGUAGUGUGAACUGUGACAUGCCAGAAUUACAGGCACCGGUGUGAGUCGGUCUCUGUGUUCUGUGGAAAGUGGCACUUGAUUGGUAUCUAGGGAUGAUGGGGCACAGCUCUCCAGCAUCCUGGAUUUAAUGCAAAGUUGACAGUAGUGGUGUGUUAGCUUCAUAAGACAGUUGACAUUGUUAGUCUGGCAGAAGCUGCAUUUCUGAUUGAACAUGUUUGUCUGCAGGUGCACACGCACUGUGCCGGGCCAGUCUGGUCAGAGGCAGGCUCCAUGGCAGAGCUGGAUUUCCUCCAUUCCCUUGGAAAUGUUGUGAAUGUUCUGAACCUUGCUGAGGUGAUGGCCUGACAUAUGCUCUUAGGCUGAGAGAGAGCCAGUGAUAUAGAAAGAAAAAAGGAACAGGAAGUAACCUUGACUGCUGUGAUUUAGAACUGGCCAGACAGCUGUCACAUGGUCAGGAGUACAGUGUCCUAUCUCCUCCAUGACUAAAUCUUUUUCUAAAAUUGUACUUCUUAGACCUGCAUGACUAAAAGAAAUCGUUUGCCUGAGGAGUUGAGAGGGAGCCCUGGUCCACUUUGCUGGAUAGAUUUCAUGGGAAGCUGUCUAGUGGGAAAUGUCCUGGUGACAUGGACAGAUUCUUUACUGUGACUUCCAGGGCUCCGUCUUUUUAGUGAGUUGUCAAAUACUUGGCUUCCUGGGGAUAUUGUGUGAUGACCAGAGUCGAUCAAAAGGCUCAUCGUGUUUCUUGUUUAGUAGCAUUUUGUUGUUGUUGAAAUUCACGAGCACUUGUCUUCUCUGCCUUAAGGUAAUGAGGAAAGUCUUACUGAGGACUUCUCACAUGCCAGAUCGCGUUCAAGCACAUUAAACAUUGUCGCUCAGGAAGUUACUGAAAUUUCCAAAUGUCUGGAAGGUUCUCAUUUGUCAUUCAUUCCUGGUGUUUUGUCUCUCCAUAAUAACAGAAAGAGCCCUUCUGUGUUCCAUAGCAGUGGUGAGUCCAUGAAUUGGGCAGAGUCUCCUUCUCAUGUUGUUAUUGAAUGCAGCUGGUGAUAGAGUCAGCACCAAGCAUCAGCAAUGCCAUGAGGAAGUCCAUGAAGUUGGGGACAGAAAGCAGGCGACCACUCCUAUGUCUCUGGGUCCCUAGCAAUGUGGAGGGUCUGUGACUCAUGAGUAGGACUUGGAGCCAUGUUCUCUUCCCGCCUGUGCUUUCUGCACUGCCUUACUUGUCCCCAUUGAGCUCAACAGAGAAAUGGGCACCAUUCCCUUAACCAAAAUGCAAACUACACUAACCUAAGGUUGGCAGUUUGGAACAAAAAACUUCCAAGCACUCUGUUUUCCAGCCAAAAAAAAAAAAAAAGGAAAAUGGAGACAAAGCUUUGGGUUUUUAAGGAAACUGUGUCCUACUUUCCAUUCAAACCUCACUUAGCGUGAGGUUAAUGUCUGUGAAUGUCUUAGUCCAAAGGAAUGCUGGUUUUAUUAUGAGAGUAAGCUCUGCUCAAUACAAUAAACUUCCUCCUCCUUCUUUACA
This is a messenger RNA of Cricetulus griseus (Chinese hamster), 9114 nucleotides long. NCBI's taxonomy places the organism in Eukaryota, Metazoa, Chordata, Mammalia, Rodentia, Cricetidae. The record is from RefSeq and is a predicted model, not a curated record.